Molecule: messenger RNA, 872 nt
Organism: Brassica oleracea var. oleracea
Lineage: Eukaryota; Viridiplantae; Streptophyta; Magnoliopsida; Brassicales; Brassicaceae
Product: thylakoid lumenal 15.0 kDa protein 2, chloroplastic
Exons: 6
Coding region: 23-697 (224 amino acids)
Source: RefSeq, a predicted model, not a curated record
AUUAACGUUAUCCAAAAGAAACAUGGAGAGAAAGAAGAAACUCAUGGCUAUUCUCUAUACACCUCCACAAUGUAGAACCUUCUCUCCUCCUGUAUUCAACUACCACGUCACCGGAGAAACCAUUAAAUUUAAAACCUCCGACGCCGGAAACUGGUGUUCCCGUUUCCGAUCGAAAUCUCUCAGCUUAGUCUUCUCCGGAGCUCUAGCUCUCGGUUUAUCUCUAUCCGGCGUUGGACUUGCAGAAGCAGCCAAAGUGGGAGUAAACAAACCAGAACUGCUCCCAAAAGAGUUCACUUCGGUCAUAGAUGUUGCUGGUUUCCUCUCUGAUGGCCAGGAGAAGAGGAUUGCUGAAGAAAUCUCUGAUCUUGAGAAAGACACAGGGUUUAAGCUAAGAGUCUUGGCUCAAAACUAUCCUGUUACACCUGGACUAGCUAUCAAAGAUUACUGGCAAGUUGAUGAUAGCACUAUCGUGUUUGUCGCUGAUCCCACUUUUGGUAACAUAUUGAAUUUCAAUGUUGGGGCUAGUGUUGAUUUGGACAUUCCUCGUAGCUUCUGGAGUCGUUUAGCUGGGAAAUACGGCAACAUGUUUUACUGGAAAGAAAAGGGUGAAGAUGCAUCCAUUGAAGCUGCAGUGAUGGCUAUAUCAAGUUGCUUAAGGGAACCAGUUGGUGCAAAUAACUGUGCAGAGGUUUACUGAAUGUAUGUCCCAGAGAAAAUGUAUGUUGUAAGUUUGUAACACUGUAUAAACAUUGAUACUAUAUGUGAUAAUAAGAGUAUACAUGAUGAAUCUGACAUCAACCUUAUGUAGCUUUUUUAUUGUGUGAUUGUACUGUGUUGGUCGAGAUUGUUCAAAGCAACAACUUUAGGGAUCA